Mus musculus (house mouse) is the source of this 1730-nucleotide messenger RNA. RefSeq names its product replication factor C (activator 1) 5 (gene Rfc5). The coding region runs from base 46 to 1065 and encodes 339 amino acids. Gene Ontology annotation, biological process: DNA-templated DNA replication; DNA replication. The record is from RefSeq and is marked provisional. Lineage: Eukaryota; Metazoa; Chordata; Mammalia; Rodentia; Muridae. The transcript has 11 exons. Gene Ontology annotation, cellular component: Ctf18 RFC-like complex; Rad17 RFC-like complex; nucleus. Gene Ontology annotation, molecular function: DNA clamp loader activity; ATP binding; ATP hydrolysis activity.
CGAGUGCGGCGGGUCAGUGGCAGGGACCCGCAGCAUCUGUCAGUCAUGACGGCGGCCGCGCCUUCGCAGCAGCGGCCCGCGGCGGCCCGGGCCCGGAACCUGCCCUGGGUUGAGAAGUACCGGCCACAGACCCUGGCCGAUCUCAUUUCUCACCAGGACAUUCUGAGUACCAUUCAGAAGUUCAUCAGUGAAGACCGCCUGCCACACCUACUUCUCUAUGGCCCUCCAGGGACAGGAAAGACAUCCACCAUCCUGGCCUGUGCCAAGCAACUGUACAAAGAUAAAGAAUUUGGCUCCAUGGUCUUGGAGCUGAAUGCUUCUGACGACCGAGGGAUCGAUAUUGUUCGGGGGCCAAUCCUCAGCUUUGCCAGCACAAGGACAAUCUUCAAGAAAGGGUUUAAGCUUGUGAUCCUGGACGAAGCCGACGCCAUGACUCAGGAUGCCCAGAACGCCUUGAGACGAGUGAUUGAGAAGUUCACAGAAAACACCAGGUUCUGCCUCAUCUGUAACUACCUGUCCAAGAUCAUCCCUGCCUUGCAGUCUCGGUGCACGAGGUUCCGAUUUGGCCCUCUGACACCCGAGCUCAUGGUCCCUCGACUGGAACAUGUAGUACAAGAAGAGAAUGUGGAUAUAAGUGAAGAUGGAAUGAAGGCCCUUGUCACUCUGUCCAGUGGGGACAUGCGAAGGGCUUUGAACAUCCUUCAGAGUACCAAUAUGGCCUUUGGGAAGGUGACAGAGGAGACUGUCUACACCUGCACCGGACACCCACUCAAGACGGACAUUGCCAAUAUACUGGACUGGAUGCUCAAUCAGGACUUCACCACUGCCUACAAAAACAUCAUGGAGCUGAAGACUCUGAAGGGCUUGGCGCUGCAUGACAUCCUGACAGAGGUUCACUUGUUUGUACACAGAGUUGACUUUCCAUCUUCAGUUCGGAUACACUUAUUGACCAAAAUGGCAGACAUCGAGUACAGACUUUCUGUUGGCACCAGUGAGAAGAUACAGCUGAGCUCCCUCAUCGCCGCUUUUCAAGUCACCAGAGACCUGAUAGUUGCAGAGGCCUAGAAGCUCUGAGGCCUGGCCCCUGGGUGACUGGAGGACAGAGGACAUGCUGCCCUGGGCCACUGGAUAAACCCAGUCACAGAAGUCUCUCUGCAGGCAUUUAGGUACUGCUCUCUGUGGCUGUUUGGAGCAGGGAUGGACAGGGCAACUUUAAUCCAUAAUGAUCGACACUGCUUGUCUUUAUAGGGGAAACUACCCUGUCCCGUGGUGAGGGCUGCUUCAAAGUCUUUACUAUCAGUCACUGGGAUGACAAAUUGGCUGCAGCUGAGUUGCGUCCUGUCUUCCAACUCUAAAUGGGUGCUAGUAGGUUUCUAAUCAAAUAUUUUAUUACAAAAUUUCAAAAUCAGUCUUUUGCCCAAAGUGCUGACAUGCCUAUAACCUCAGGACCCAGGAGGCUGAGGCAGAAUUGCCAGGCAGCUGCAGGUCAGCCUAGUGAGACAGACUCUGUCUCAGGAACAAUGCAGUGGCCUUUCCCACUUUUAGAAGGCUUGCCAGCAGGUUCCAAAUUCUAUUGUGAAAAUAGGAAAGAAACUACAACAGUUUGCCUUCAGACUGCACACCUCACUUGUUGGGGGGAAUGGGGCACUGCAGACGUUCCUGCCGCACUGCUGGGCUGUGUUUUUACCAAGUCCUUCACAGGAAGAAUAAAGCGUGUGUUCAGAGUUUAA